AGUGACGGUCAGAUCUCUUCCGGCAACAAGAUGGAAAAAAGGGUCAGGGUUGCCUGUCAAUUCUGUAACCGCAGAAAAAUCAGAUGCGACGGAAUCGUGCCCUGUAUGCAUUGCGAGAGAAGAGGUAUUGAGUGCGUCUAUCCAGCAGGAGGACGGUGCCAGUAG
Molecule: messenger RNA, 165 nt
Organism: Acaromyces ingoldii
Lineage: Eukaryota; Fungi; Basidiomycota; Exobasidiomycetes; Exobasidiales; Cryptobasidiaceae
Exons: 1
Biological process (GO): regulation of DNA-templated transcription
Molecular function (GO): DNA-binding transcription factor activity, RNA polymerase II-specific; zinc ion binding
Source: RefSeq, a predicted model, not a curated record